AUGGCUAUUCCAUCCCUUUUAAGUUGUAAAAGUAAUAACAGUUCUUCUGAAGACAAGACAGAAAAAUGCACACAUAAAUUGUACGAAUUAAAGAAUGAAUAUAUUUUUGUUUAUCGAUGUAAUAUAUGUUUAUUAUUAUUUACAUGUGUAUAUACAUUUGCAGAACAUAUUAUUUCAGAAAACCAUAGAAUUAAACAAUUGGAUGCUUUAAAGAAGGAUAAAUAUUUCAACUGUUUAAGAUGUAAAUAUAUUUGUUUGAGUGUUGUUAAAAUGAUUAAGCAUAUUGAAUUAUAUAAUCAUGGUCAUAAUAUUUUGAAAAAAAUAAAAAAAAAAAUUCUUUACACCGGAAAAGCUAGCUGUGCAUGUAAAAUGAAAUGCUAUUUUUUUUAUUCUCAAAAUAAAAACUUAACAAACAUAGAGAGGUGCACAUUAUAUAAUGAAAAUAAUAUAAAACAAUAUGGAAUAAAUGAUGAAGAUAAAUAUAUUAACCAUGAUAUAAAUAUAGAAGAAAAAGUGCAUAAUAUGAAGAAUGAAGAGAAAGAAACAAUAAAGAAAAAUUGUAAUAAAAUAUAUAAUGAUGAUGGUAAGGGUGAUUAUGAUAAUACAUUUUUGAUUUAUCAAACCAAUAUUGAUUAUUCGAACAAUGGUAACAAUAAUUACAAUAAUAAUAAUAAUAAUAAUAAUAAUUACAAUAAUAAUAAUUAUUAUAAUAAUGAUUAUAUGUUACCAAAUAAAUAUUUAUCCUUAAAUAAUAUACAAAAUAAAGAAUGUAUUAAAAAAUAUUCCUUACCAAUAAAUGUUCAGAAAAAUCAUGUAGCUACAAAGAAUUAUAUGAAUUUCCAACAUUAUCAUAGUGAUAAUCAAGAAUAUAAUUCAGAUCCCUAUAAUAUAGAAAAUAUAAAUAAUAUUCACACCAAUGUUCUAUUCAAAAAUGAACAAACAACUGAAAAUGAAACACAAAAAGAACAUAUGAAGAAUAUUCUUUAUGAUCAGAAUGAAAAUCAAAAAAAAAAUUUAUUUAUACACAUGCAUGAAAAUAAUUACAAUAUAGAUGAUGAUAUAAUAUCAAAGAAUAGUAAAUCAUAUAUACAAAAAGAUUUUCUAUCCACUAAUGAAAAAAGAAAUAAUUCUAUACAAUAUGGAAUAGAUCAUUUUGAUUUUAACAUGAAUAAAAGAAAUACAUAUCCUACAGAUGUAGCUAGCCAUUCAUUAAUAAAAAACUUAAUUCCGAAUAUUAACACCUCAUAUUCAUCUAAUAUAAAUAAUAAAAUUAAUGAGGUUGAAAUGAAUCAUAAUAUAAAUAAUCUUCAUAAUAAUAUCACAUUUAAUAAUAGUAUGAAUAACUAUACAUACUGUAAUAAUGUGCUUCUCGAGGAAACAGCUGAUGAAGAAAAUAAAGAAGAACAAAAUAUAUCAUAUGAUUUAAACAAGAGUGAUUAUAUUUUUUAUAAUUUAAUAAAUGAAGAGAAUAAUAUAAAUAAUGUAAAUCAUAUAAAUCAUAUAAAUAAUACAUAUCAGAAAUAUCAAAAUAACAAACGUGAAGAUAAUUCCCUCUGCAUUUAUAAUGAUGAUAUUGAAAAAAAUACAUUCUCUGAAAAUAACCAUACAUAUUUUGAUGCAAUUUUUAAUUCAUAUUUUCUUAAAGAUAUUCUACCUAAUGGGGAUGAUAAAGAUGAUAAUUCUGUUGAUGCUGAAAAUUAUAAAAUAAAAAAUGAUGAGGAAGAAAUAAAACAGUUUAUACCCAUAAAUUUAAAUCCAUGUACUUAUCAGAACGAGACUAAUAUAUUAUUGAAAUUACCACAUGAAGAAGGAAACAAUAUUGAAGAGGUGGUUGAACAUGCGAACAAAAAUGAUGAUGAUGAAAAUGAUAAUAAUGAACAUCCAUGUUAUAAUAAUAUAGAACAAGAAAUACUGAUUAACAUGAAUAAAUCUUUUUUUAAAGGCUUAAAUGAAAAUACAGAAGAAGACGUAACAAAUUUACACAGAAAAAAAGGUUCUGAUAUUUUGAGUGAAGAAACAAAUAAAGAAGAGGAUAUAGUAGAAAAUAUUUAUAUGAAAAAUAUAAAUAUAUGUAAUAAUAUAUUAAAUAAUAAGAAUGAGGAGAAUAAUAUGCAAGAUAUAUCAAAUAUUUCAAGCAUCUGUGAUAAAAGUCAAAAUGAUAUUUUAUCAUCUUUACGUAUUAUAAAAAAUGAGAAAGAAAAAAAUAAAUACAAUAUAUUGAAUGAAAAUAAUAAUGAUUAUUAUUUGAAUAAAAUAGGACAAGAUGUAAAUAAUUUUUUAAAUAUAUUAUUUGAUAAAAAAAAUGAAAUGAUAAAUAAGAACAGUGUAAAAAAUAGUAUGUAUAGUUCAGACAAUAAAUUGAAUAUAUCACACAACAAUAAUAAUAAUAAUAAUAAUAAUCAUCUUUUUUGUAAUGAGGAUAUUCAAUAUGUGCCCAUCUAUAAUAACUCUCAUUUAUCAAAUGAAAAAAAUGAUUUAUCUUAUGAUUUAAAUUUACCUUAUGAUUUAAAUUUACCUUAUGAUUUAAAUUUACCUUAUGAUUUAAAUUUACCUUAUGAUUUAAAUUUACCUUAUGAUUUAAAUUUACCUUAUGAUUUAAAUUUAUCUUGUGAUUUAAAUUUAUCUCCUUUAUCAAACAGUAACAUGAAUAAAAAUUUGUUAUAUCAUGAAAAAAAUAUUAAAUUUCUUAAUAAUAAUAGAAACUUUAUAAACACACAAGAAGAUAUAAAUCAUAACGAUGUAGAAGGAAAAAAAGAAAAACAUUCUUUCUAUAUGGUACCACAUAACAUUUCUCAUAUAGAUAAAAAGGUAGAUGAAAAUAAUGGAUAUAUAAUAUCACACGAGCAAAAUUAUAAUAUGAUUUCCAAAAAAAAUGUUUAUAACAACUUAUAUAAUGUAAAUACAGAUAAUCAGAAACAAAAACAAGUAACAAUAACAGAUCAAGGUGAUAAUACGAAUAUUCAUAGGUCUAACGCAUAUACAGAGGCAAAUAAAAAGAGAAUAUUAUUUGUUAAUGAAAUAAAUGAAAUAAAAAAAACAAUUCAAAAAGAAACUAUGAACAGUAGUAAUGCAAAUAAUAUAUAUUUCAAUAAUAAUAAUAUUAAUAGUAAUAAUGUUGAAAAUAUUAUAAAUAUGAAUCCAUUGCUAUAUUAUGGUAAAGAAAAAAUAUUAUAUAAAGGAAAAUUUAAAAAAUAUGAUUCUACCCCUACUAUUCCUAAUAAUAAUAAUAAUAAUAAUUUAUAUGAUAUUAGGAUGGUGCCAAAAAGUAAUACAGAUACGUAUGCUGCUAACAUAAAAAAAUGCAUAUAA
This is a messenger RNA of Plasmodium gaboni, 3309 nucleotides long. RefSeq lists its product as hypothetical. Bases 1 to 3309 code for a protein of 1102 amino acids. The transcript has a single exon. NCBI's taxonomy places the organism in Eukaryota, Apicomplexa, Aconoidasida, Haemosporida, Plasmodiidae. The record is from RefSeq and is a predicted model, not a curated record.